AGAGAAUCAGCAUUAUAUACUGUGCACGUCAUCACUGCACAAUGAUCUAUAUGUACACCAUAACCACAUGAUAGUGUUCAAGAUCAUAUCCUUUGCUUUCCUUUCUCUCUUUCUUUCUUCAGCUCAAUCGGUUGGAGAGAAGUUAAGCUACAAAACAAGAUGAAUUCCUCAAGUGUGCUGGAAACGGAAAAGAGGGAAGAAGAAGGAGAAGAAAUGGAGGGAGAGAAUGAUAAAGGUGUGGGACUUGGAGGUGAGCCUCAGAGGAUUCAGCCAUGGACACAGCAAAUAACAGUAAGAGGAGUGUUGGUGAGCGUGGUGAUUGGGAUUAUGUACAGCAUAAUAGCUAUGAAGCUGAAUCUCACAACUGGACUGGUUCCGAAUCUCAAUGUCUCUGCUGCUCUUCUGGCUUUCGUCUUCAUGACAAGCUGGACCAAAGUUCUCCACAAGGCUGGCUUUGUUUCUAAGCCUUUUACUCGUCAAGAAAACACAAUCAUACAGACUUGUGCUGUCGCAUGCUAUAGCAUUUCUGUCGGAGGAGGAUUUGCUUCUUAUUUGCUGGGGUUAAACAGGAAGACAUACGAGUUGUCAGGAGGAGGAGGAACAGAGGGAAACAAUUCAAGAAGUAUCAAAGAACCUGGAUUUGGCUGGAUGACAGGAUAUCUUUUUGUUGUUUGCUUUGUUGGUCUCUUUGUCUUGAUUCCACUCAGAAAGAUCAUGAUAGUUGACCUCAAAUUAACAUAUCCAAGUGGCCUAGCAACAGCAGUUCUCAUCAAUGGUUUUCAUACCCAAGGGGACAAGAUGGCCAAGAACCAAGUGCGUGGGUUCAUGAAGUACUUUUCCAUCAGUUUCUUGUGGGGUUUCUUUAAGUGGUUCUUCUCAGGGAUAGAUGAAUGUGGAUUUGAACAAUUUCCAACAUUUGGACUCCAAGCAUGGAAGCAAACAUUUUAUUUCGAUUUUAGCAUGACUUAUGUGGGAGCAGGGAUGAUUUGUUCACACAUAGUGAAUUUGUCUCUGCUUCUCGGUGCUGUGCUCUCUUUUGGUGUGAUGUGGCCGCUUAUUGAUAGGCUUAAAGGAGAUUGGUUCCCUCCAACUUCUGAAGAAAGCAAUAUGAAGGGUUUAUAUGGCUAUAAGGUUUUCUUAUCAGUUGCUUUAAUCCUCGGUGAUGGCAUGUAUAAUUUCAUCAAGAUACUAAUUUCCACCAUCCUUAGCAUGCUUGAUAGAAUGAAGAGAAAGAACCUUCAAAACUCAACGUUGAAUAAUAUUGAAGGUCAGAAGAAUUUAAAAGGGAACUUGAAACAGAAUGAAAUCUUCCUGAGGGAUAACAUUCCCAUUUGGAUUGGAACUAUCGGAUACGUUAUAUUCUGUGUCGUGUCCAUAGUGAUAAUCCCUCACAUGUUUCCACAACUAAAAUGGUACUAUGUAGUGUUGGCUUACAUAUUUGCUCCUUCUUUAGCAUUCUGCAACGCAUAUGGGUCAGGUUUGACAGACAUGAACAUGGCAUAUAAUUAUGGUAAAGUUGCACUGUUCGUGCUUGCUGCUUCAAGUGGAAAACAAAAUGGUUUAGUUGCAGGACUCAUAGGUUGUGGUCUCAUUAAAUCUGUAGUUUCUGUCUCAUGCAUUCUCAUGCAAGAUUUCAAAACUGCACAUUACACUUAUACAUCUCCAAAGGCAAUGUUCAUGUCUCAAGUGAUUGGUACUGCAUUAGGGUGUGUAACAGCUCCUCUUAGCUUCUUCAUGUUCUAUAAAGCAUUUGAUAUCGGAAAUCCACAUGGAGAAUUCAAAGCUCCUUAUGCUUUGAUCUACAGAAACAUGGCAGUUAUUGGGGUUGAAGGUUUCUCUGCAUUACCUCACCAUUGCUUGCAACUAUGUUAUGGGUUCUUUGGUUUUGCAGUAUUGAUAAACUUGGUUCGGGAUCUUACACCAGGGAAGAUCGGGAAAUGGAUGCCAAUGCCAAUGGUCAUGGCUGUGCCAUUUUUAGUUGGGGCAUACUUUGCAAUUGAUAUGUGUGUAGGGAGUUUGGUUGUGUUUGUGUGGGACAAAGUUAACUCAAAGAAGGCAGAGUUGAUGGUUCCUGCAGUUGCUUCUGGACUUAUUUGUGGUGAAGGACUUUGGACACUUCCUGCUUCAAUUCUUGCUCUUGCAAAAGUUAAUCCUCCUAUUUGCAUGAAAUUUUUUGCUUCAUAGGAUUUGAGGGAUCAUUUACAUACAAAUAAGUUAAUAAUAGUUUAAGCCAUCAUGUGUUAAAGAAAUUUAAAAAAUUAGCAGGUGCAUACAGGGAAAAUGACAAGUAAGGACCUUAUAAGAAGAUUAAUGCCAAAUCAAGAUUUUUUUAAAGGAUUUUGGUACUGAAACAUGGGAGAAGGAGUAAUAAAUUUGGGAACUUUAGUUUUGAAAAGAUCCUAACUUGACAUAAAUUUUCUUGUGAGGUCCUUGUUUGUCAUUCUCUCUUGAUUAUUAUAACAUCACAAUGCAACGGUUUCUCUAGGUUUUCUUGUCUACUUACACAAAAAGCACUAGGAAACAUUAUAAUUAUUUUUAUAGAAAGAAGCUAAGGUACCUUUUAAUUUUAUUACACUAGUCAUAUAAUGUGAUAUAGCAAGAUUCUAUGAGGAAGAAAAAAUAAGAAUGUAUGUUUCCUGAGCA
Messenger RNA from Prosopis cineraria, 2643 nucleotides. Its product is annotated as metal-nicotianamine transporter YSL1. Gene Ontology annotation, molecular function: oligopeptide transmembrane transporter activity; iron-nicotianamine transmembrane transporter activity. The record is from RefSeq and is a predicted model, not a curated record. NCBI's taxonomy places the organism in Eukaryota, Viridiplantae, Streptophyta, Magnoliopsida, Fabales, Fabaceae. The coding region runs from base 160 to 2184 and encodes 674 amino acids. Gene Ontology annotation, biological process: seed development; response to iron ion. Gene Ontology annotation, cellular component: plasma membrane. The transcript is spliced from 8 exons.